This is a messenger RNA of Morus notabilis, 2970 nucleotides long. Its product is annotated as protein VAC14 homolog. The record is from RefSeq and is a predicted model, not a curated record. The transcript is spliced from 20 exons. Gene Ontology annotation, cellular component: endosome membrane; PAS complex. The coding region runs from base 418 to 2601 and encodes 727 amino acids. Lineage: Eukaryota; Viridiplantae; Streptophyta; Magnoliopsida; Rosales; Moraceae. Gene Ontology annotation, biological process: phosphatidylinositol biosynthetic process; positive regulation of kinase activity.
UUAGCAGCUUCCGAGAUCACUGUGCACAGACAAACUAUACCGCGGAGAAACUAACGCCACCCCGGAGCCAAACAGACCAAAUUAACCAUUAAGAAAAGAAGAACACCAAAAAGAAGAAAAACAAAAAAAGAAAAAGGAAGUUCUGAAAAUCUGUGUAGUCAAUUUUCAUAAAUUUCUCAAUCCCGUCAGAUCUGAUUUUUCCCUCUCAAAAUAGAAAUUCAUUCCAAUUUUGGGAAAAAUCUCUUCUGACUUUUCACGUUUCUCCGAAUUGCCAAAAACCCUAGGCAGAAAUUAUGCUCCGAUUCUAGCCGGACGAGAAGAUCCGAAACCAGCUUUGAUUUCGGAGUCUUUCUUUCUGCUUCUUCUUCUUCGAUUCUUCUUCGGAGAAAUUUUGGUUUCGAUUUCCGAGGUUUUGACAUGGCGGACGCGCUGUCCGUGAUUCCGGCGGCGGUUCUCCGCAAUCUAUCGGACAAACUCUACGAGAAGCGCAAGAAUGCAGCUCUUGAGGUUGAGGGAAUUGUGAAGAACCUUGCGACGAACGGGGAUCAUGAUAAGAUAACGGCGGUUAUCAAUUUGCUAACUAAUGAAUUCACUUAUUCACCGCAAGCGAAUCACAGGAAGGGAGGAUUGAUUGGAUUAGCAGCUGCGACAGUUGGGUUGACUUCAGAGGCUGCUCAACAUCUAGAACAAAUUGUGCCUCCUGUGCUUAAUUCUUUUUCUGACCAAGACAGCAGGGUUCGUUAUUAUGCUUGUGAAGCACUGUAUAACAUAGCGAAGGUUGUAAGAGGGGAUUUUAUCAUAUUCUUUAAUCAGAUUUUUGAUGCUUUAUGCAAGCUUUCAGCUGAUUCUGAUGCAAACGUACAAAGUGCUGCACAUCUUUUAGAUCGGCUUGUGAAGGAUAUUGUUACUGAAAGUGAUCAAUUCAGUAUUGAAGAAUUUAUACCAUUGUUGAGGGAGCGCAUGAAUGUCCUGAAUCCCUAUGUCCGUCAGUUUUUGGUAGGAUGGAUCACUGUACUGGACAGUGUUCCAGACAUUGAUAUGCUGGGGUUUCUUCCUGAUUUCCUAGAUGGUUUGUUUAAUAUGCUAAGUGAUUCUAGCCAUGAAAUACGUCAACAAGCUGAUUCAGCUCUUUCAGAGUUUCUCCAAGAAAUCAAGAACUCCCCAUCUGUAGAUUACGGUCGCAUGGCUGAAAUUCUUGUGCAGAGGGCUGCUUCUCCCGAUGAAUUUACUAGGUUAACUGCCAUCACAUGGAUAAGUGAAUUUGUAAAACUUGGUGGAGAUCAGCUGGUUCCUUACUAUGCUGAUAUUUUAGGAGCCAUUUUACCAUGCAUAUCUGAUAAAGAAGAGAAGAUCAGAGUGGUUGCUCGUGAAACUAAUGAAGAGCUUCGUGGAAUCAAGGCUGAUCCAGCUGAAGUAUUUAACGUGGGAUCUAUCCUCUCUAUUGCAAGGAGCCAAUUAUCUAGUCAGUGGGAAGCUACUAAAAUAGAAGCAUUGCACUGGAUAUCAACCCUUUUGAACAGACAUCGCGCUGAGGUAUUGACUUUUCUGGAGGACAUAUUUGAUACACUUCUGACGCCACUUUCAGAUUCGUCUGAUGAGGUUGUGCUCCUGGUUCUCGAGGUUCAUGCAUGCAUAGCAAAAGACCCACAACACUUCCGUCAUCUUGUUGUUUUCCUGAUGCAUAAUUUUAGGGCAGAUAAUUCUCUACUGGAGAAGCGUGGUGCUUUGAUAAUCCGCCGACUUUGUGUACUUUUAGAUGCUGAAAAGCUCUACCGGGAGUUUUCUACGAUAUUAGAAGUGGAAUCCGAUCUGGAUUUUGCAUCUGUUAUGGUUCAGGCUUUGAACUUGAUUUUACUUACAUCAUCCGAAUUAUCUGAACUUCGAGAUCUUUUGAAAAAGUCACUCGUGAACCCCGCUGGGAAGGACUUAUUUGUUUCGUUGUAUGCUUCAUGGUGCCACUCACCCAUGGCAAUCAUAAGUCUCUGCUUAUUAGCUCAGACAUACCAGCAUGCAAGUGCUGUAAUCCAGUCUCUGGUGGAGGAGGAUAUUAAUGUGAAAUUUUUGGUCCAGCUGGAUAAAUUGAUUCGCUUGCUGGAGACUCCAACUUUUGCGUAUCUAAGAUUGCAGCUUCUUGAACCUGGAAGAUAUAUAUGGUUGUUGAAAGCCUUGUAUGGUCUUUUGAUGUUGCUUCCCCAGCAAAGUGCAGCAUUCAAGAUACUAAGGACUCGUCUAAAAGCUGUACCCUCAUACACAUUUAGUAGUGAGCAACUCAAGCGAACCUCUUCCGGGAAUCCCUACCAGAUUAUUCAUCACAUUUCAGGUGGAUCAAAUAUAAGCGAAGAUGGAGACAUACACGAGGAUGAGAAGAAUUUACAUAACGGAAUUAAAUUCACGUUAAGAUUACAACAGUUUGAGCAAAUGCAGCACUUGCAUCGUAUGCAUGCUAAAGCACAGGCACAAGCUCAAAGCACUUCCUCGUCUCCAGCAUCACCAAAGGAGGUGGAAAGACCUGAGGAAUCCACGAGACCUACUCCCGCAGAGAUGAGUAGGCCUCCUUCGAGAUCGUCGAGGAGAGGACCCCUGGGACAGUUGCAACUAUAACAGUGGCGGUGCUGCUUCUGGAGCACCUACUUGAAACAGCUAAUUAUACAGUGAUCUGGGCAUAUACAAGCAGCCAUGAAUGGGAUCUUGUGUAAUUGUAAAAUUGUAUAUCAUAGUAGCUUGUUAUGUGGAACUUGUGGUGGUUGGGAUGUUGAAAAUUGAGUUUUUGAAUUGGAGAUGGGCUCAGCCUUGGCUGAGCUAUUCUUUUGACUUUGUAAACGGGAUAUGCUCCCACGUGGUUCUGUUAUUUUUUUGUUGAAAACCAUGUGGGCUAGAGGGAUAUAUUUUAUUUAGAAGAUGCAGUUUGUUAUUUUUCAUGUUUAUUAUCUGUUACAGCCGAUGUUUAUAUAAUAAGCAAUCAGUUAAAUU